AUGGACCGAGCCGGAUGUCGCACGGAGCAGCUUCCAAACGAUACUCAUUUCGGUGAUAGUUUCGAGAAGGAUCGCUUAAGCUGUGGCGUUAGAAUGCGGACUGUCAUGGUUACAAACGUACCACCUUCAUUGCGGUCCGAGAGGGAACUCAAGGAAUACUUUGAAUACUAUCUAUCACGCCAUGUAGCUCAGCCGGCAUUGGGCAUUACUAGCACCAUUCAGCCCGGCUUUCUCAAUAAAUCAUUCACAUUUCUGCUCAACAGACUCACGGACAUCCCUGCACACCUGAACCACCCGCGGUUUCAUUUUGCCCCGUCGGAAUUGACUACCCAAGAUAACACGCACCUUGAAGUGGAUCAGGGCAAGCCCGACACGCCUGUUAUCGACCGAGUAAUUCUCGUGCGUAAAAUGUCUGAGCUGGCAUCUUUGCUCGAGAGACGGGAAGAGGUUCUGUCGCUGCUGGAGACUGCUCACAUCAAAUUGGCUAAGAGGGCCUUGGCUUCUGUCAGUCAGAUCAUGGCGAAUAAUAGUCUCAGCCCAGGCCACAUCCUAGCGGAUGAGGAAGCCAUCGGUGAAGAGCGUACAGAGUUGCUUAUCCGGACACUUGGGAUAUAUGUUUCCCCAUCCUCUUCAGGUGUCCAGCCAGGGCAAAAACGUCGGAUUUGGCACCGUAAGGAUUGGAGGAAGGACACAAACCUUCCUUCCAUUGUCCCACAUUCAAGCGUUUGGGACGCACUCCUAAGUCUUCCACGUAGUGUGCUCGAUGCGUAUCAGCCCCUCAUACACUUGUCGACUCUCUUUCGCGGCCACACAGUGCCAUCCAUCGACUAUUAUACCGCAAAGCUCGACCUGCUCACUUCGCUCAUUACAGAGAAGCGCGCUCAAGCGUUCCGAGAUUAUGAGCCGACAUCCACUGCCUUCGUUACGUUUGCCGAUCCUGCUGACGCGAGGAGAGCGUGCAAGUUCCUGGCCGUGCACCCUACCAAUCCUUUGCAGUGUUUUGUGACAAUGGCGCCUGCCUACGAAGAUCUAGAUUGGCUCCGGUUGAUGAAACCAUCGUUCAGAGUCGAGUUUGUAAAGGACUGGCUCGUUAACCUCGGUGUCUGGGGAUUCACUACGUUCUGGGUGUUCCCAGUGUCAAUUCUUGUUGGCCUAGUAUCAAUUCAAAAUAUCAGUACAUAUUGGCCCGGCCUCGAAACAUACCUCAACAACCAUGAAUGGGAAGAAGAAUUAUUACAGUCCUUUGUCCCCACUGUCCUCGUGUCGCUUUUGUCGCUCCUGAUACCUCUUAUUCUCCUUCUGAUAGCCAAGAAGGCUCAUACCAUCGCUAUGCUGUCUACAUUGCAUGACCGCAUCAUGACACGUUAUUACAAAUUUCUUGUUGUCAAUGUGCUUAUAUUCUUCUGCGUCGGUACCGCCGCGCUGCAAUCGUUUCUCGUGUCCUUCACCGCCACCUCCGGCCUGAAGGUGAUUCAAAUUGUCGCGGACAGCUUUCCAACAGCUGGGCCGUUUUAUGUUGGAUGGUACUGGCUGCCAAACCACAUGCUAGCAGUUCACGUUCUGCUGAUGUUUGCGGUCUUGAAUCCUCUUGUCAUACCUUUCGCAUUCAUUUACUUUUGCGUCGGGGCAGUUGUCAUUAAGAAUCAGCUUCUUCACGUAUACGCGAAAACUUACGAAGGCAAUGGACAAACCAUUCUGAUUCGGUUGAUACGCUAUUCAUGUGAUGGACUCAUAUUGUCGCAGGUUGUAUUUAUGGCCUACAUGGUGGUGCUUAAGAUAACAGCUAAUGUUGUGGUCUCUGCUAUCCUCAUUGUAUUAACGGCCAGUGCAAAACUUCUGCUGACUCGUAUUUGUCGCGCCCGAUUCGAACGCGAUGAUAUAAUCGAAGCAGAUAUUGUUUGCGGAAAGGGCAAUGUGACGGAAGAACUCCUCGACGAGGUGCAGCCGAUCGAGAGUUGCCCUAGAGAGCUACACAAAGGCACAUACUAUGACUUCCCUCGAACUUUGCCUGUUGGGGUACAGCCACGGCGAUUUCCAGAUAGAAUUGAAGACGGAUAUGCUACACUCCCCAGGCGGCCUCGUCGUAGUCAACGUCGUCGAUCUAAUCCGUUUAUGCCACCUGCUAUCGCAAAGAACUCUACAUCGGAGCUUGAGGACAUCACUCGUACGUCGCUUGUACCUGGUAGUGCGAGAGGACAGCCUGGCAAUCCCAAACCAGACGAGACGCAACCAGUGUCCUCACAGGCGCCAUUGGUCGUCCCUCAUCCCCCACACCCAGCUUGGGACGACGAGCCAUCUCCAGAUCGCACAUACGACAAUCCGUACUUCGCGCGGUCAAUCCAAGACGAGCUCUGGCUUCCUCGUGAUCCUCUCGGCAUUCUCGAUCUGGACGACACGGUCGUCGUGCGCCGAUCUCUCACAUCCCAACCUAGUUCAGGAAUGCUCGGCGCUCGGCGACAAGACGAAUUCCUCUCAUCAAGGCUAUCGUUGUUGACUGACGCUGCUAGCCCGGGUAGUCUUUAUGACCAUUCUACUGUUAACAGUCGACAAAGACGAUUUAACGGGAACGAGCGGAUUCAGCUGCCAGUAAACAUUCUAUCUCGAGUUGGUGCGGCUGAGAAAGAGAAUGACGUGGAGACAGCUACGUACACACAACGCCCUGGCCCGUCCCGUCGAAGGCAGUAUGGAAGCCACAGCAUCCAUCUAACUGGGGAAUUAAGGUAUAGUGACCGCGAUGCGUCGCUCGGAUUGCGCUAUCUCUCGCUCGGCGCUGUGGCUCCGACUGGGAUGCAUCAGCGAUUGUCGUCGUUUUUUGCACAUGUUGGUCGACAUACUUACCAUCGCCACUCACCUACAACGCAUCAAGUAAAUGAUAUCUCCGCCGCGUCGCCUUACCCGCCACCCGCAGCCGCCACUCAGUUUACUGCGGACGAGACCGCGGCUACAAUUCUGACCUCUGUUUCGUUACGAGAAGCAAUGGUAGAAGAGGCUGUUGAAGAGGAAGAAGCCGUGCGAGAACGCUUAAGGUUAGAGGAGGCAGAAGAAAGAGACGGGGGAGUUGUGUCGCAGUUGAUUUCCUGGAUGUUUGCAAGAUGA
Fibroporia radiculosa is the source of this 3096-nucleotide messenger RNA. RefSeq lists its product as uncharacterized. The transcript is spliced from 11 exons. Gene Ontology annotation, cellular component: plasma membrane. The record is from RefSeq and is a predicted model, not a curated record. The coding region runs from base 1 to 3096 and encodes 1031 amino acids. Gene Ontology annotation, molecular function: calcium-activated cation channel activity. Lineage: Eukaryota; Fungi; Basidiomycota; Agaricomycetes; Polyporales; Fibroporiaceae.